Lachancea dasiensis is the source of this 972-nucleotide messenger RNA. NCBI's taxonomy places the organism in Eukaryota, Fungi, Ascomycota, Saccharomycetes, Saccharomycetales, Saccharomycetaceae. The record is from the annotation of a GenBank genome assembly.
AUGGUCAAAAAGAAGCUCAAUCCUCUACACAUCGAUUACCGUAGAGGUAUCAUUGAAAAUUGUUUACAGCAGGUGACCAACAACGCUGGCACUGACGAUCCUCAUUUGAUCAAUGUUUGGACAGUAGAUAUUAGCUGUCAAAAUAGCCGACAAUUCGUUGAGUUCAUACGCAUGAAGGUCCAAGAUGAAGACCCUACAACAUUUCAACAUAUUAAAAGGAUCAAGAAAAGUAAAGCGGAGGGCUUCCUAACUGUGAUUGUUUGCUCGACAUUGAUGAUAGACAACGAAGCAGAAUUCUUGACGCUAAUGGAAUGCGCCCCUUUCAGCUUUCACAGCACCAGUAGGUCAUCUGUAGUACCUGCAGUAGGGCCGUCCACAAAGGAUCUUAGCCUUAAAUGGUCAAAUAUAUACUGGCCGCUUGUUUGGCGAGGAAACCCGAACGAUCAAGUAUUGAAUGAUUAUGUUUUUGACCUGCCCUUUAUCAAGCGCAUCCUGAGUGAAAUAAGCAAACAAGCACGAAAUAGAAUAGGAGAAAGAUCGGGAGGCCUCCCCGUUGUAUCUGCAUUUGUGAAUCCAAAAACAAAAGAGGUCUUUUAUUCUUCAGAUGCUCGUUCAUCUACCUCUCCCCUUGAUCAUAGUAUAAUGAGAGGAAUUACAUCUGUGGCUACUUUGGAGUUAGAGAGAAAGAGCUCACCGAAUGCCAGAUUGCAGGAUGAAACUUAUCUUUGCUUGAAUUUUGAUGUAUAUACAACGCACGAGCCUUGUUCUAUGUGCGCCAUGGCACUUAUACACUCUCGAAUUAAGCGCUGCAUAUUUCUCAAGCGGAUGGAGAACACUGGUUGUCUGGACUGUGGAAGUGGGGAUAGCUAUUGCAUGCAUAGUCACCGUUCGUUAAAUUCGAAGUAUGAGGUUUUUCGAUGGCUUGGGGAAGACUACCCUGUACCGCAGAUAGAUAGUAAUAUAUGCUGUUAG